AUUAAGUUGUUGUUGAAUUCUGUAUAAGAGAAAAAUGACUGAAAGUGGCAAUCCAUUGUCAGGAGCAUGUACUGCUUUUGGGAUCAACCUAUAUAAGACUUUGGCAUCAUCAGACGACUCCGAGAAUCUCAUGGUUUCCCCGUUCUGUCUUCAUAAUGUUCUAUCAAUGGCGUAUUUUGGAGCCGAAGGUGCAACUAAAUCGCAAAUUAAGGAUGUACUCAAUCUUGGCGAAGGAAAAGAUGAUGAACUUCGUGAUGCCUUCAGCAAGAUCUUAUCCGUUGAUGUGAAAGACUCUGCCUUGAUCGCUAAUAGAAUGUAUUUAGACAACGCUUACUCGAUUUUGGAAUCUUUUACGAAAAUAUGCAAAGAGGAUUUCAAAGCCGAUGCUGUGAAUGUGGAUUUCCAAGGUGCGAUAAGCGAUGCCGAAAAGACCAUCAAUGGAUGGGUUAAGGAGUCAACCAAAGGGAAAAUCCAAGAGGUUCUUCAACCAAAUUCGCUGAAAUCCAACACAGCUAUGCUCCUUUUGAAUGCCAUUUUCUUCAAGGCUGAUUGGGAUGUGAAAUUUGACCCGUCCUUGACUGUUAACAGACUUUUUAUAAUGGGACCAGACAAUGAGGUUGAGAUACCGUUCAUGAGACGAAUGGCGAGCUUCAGAACUGGAUAUUCGGAAGAGCUGGAUUGCGCCACUUUAGAACUACCAUAUAAAGAUGGUGCUUUCAGUAUGUUCGUAGCAUUACCUUCGGAAACGAACGGAAUCUUUGCCCUUGAAAAGAAGCUUGAUACGAAGAUGCUGCCAGGUCUAUUCGGUUCUAUGGCAGAAGAAAAACUUGAGCUCAUCCUACCCAGGUUCACUCUGUCCUCCACCAUGAAGCUAAGUAAGAAUUUAGGUGAUAUGGGAAUGACUGACUGCUUUGUUGCUGGCAAAGCAGAUCUUUCUGGGAUCGACGGCACAAAGAACCUUUACGUCUCUGAUGUUUUCCACAAAGUCGUUAUUGACGUAAACGAAGACGGUACAGAAGCUGCUGCAGCUGGAGCUGUGGGUAUUGAGACUAGAAUGCUACCAAGGCAAUUUAACGCCGAUCACCCAUUUCUAUUCUGCAUAAGAAAUAACAAGACCAAGAUGAUUUUAUUUUUUGGACGUUUUGUUAAUCCAAAGAACUGAUACAAUCUUCCGUUGAUUAAAAAUCAUUUGGAUGAACUCUUGAUAAGAAUUUGUUUUAUUUGUUAAAUAUUUAUGAAACAUGUUGCUUUUACAAUGCCUCGGAACUGAUAAUCAAAAGGUUUUCUUAGUGAAAAAAUAUAUAUUUGGUGUACAUCAUUGGCGUAAAUCAAAAUUUGAAUUUUUUUGCGUUCCUUUGUUUAGGAGCUACUCGUACCUAUGUCUGAAAGAGGUUAUAUGUCGACCAUAAAUCAUAAAGGU
This is a messenger RNA of Lottia gigantea (owl limpet), 1420 nucleotides long. RefSeq lists its product as hypothetical. Bases 35 to 1162 code for a protein of 375 amino acids. Gene Ontology annotation, molecular function: serine-type endopeptidase inhibitor activity. Lineage: Eukaryota; Metazoa; Mollusca; Gastropoda; Lottiidae. The transcript has 2 exons. The record is from RefSeq and is a predicted model, not a curated record.